Molecule: messenger RNA, 1475 nt
Organism: Mollisia scopiformis
Lineage: Eukaryota; Fungi; Ascomycota; Leotiomycetes; Helotiales; Mollisiaceae
Exons: 2
Coding region: 303-1472 (389 amino acids)
Source: RefSeq, a predicted model, not a curated record
UCUGGCCAAACUCAGCCUCACCAUGGGGUUGGCAUCAUUUUUGCCAGCAGAAUUCCCGAUCCAACAUAGACCUUAUUCUUCUUUUCCAAUUAUAAGUCCGACUCGUGUCUCGAUCAAAGCUACUUUGCAAGUAUGGACGACAUCGAGCUUGAGUCACGACACAAGCUCCUCGGACCGUACGCUGCCUUGCCUAAGCAGGGGCAGAGGCACCACGCACGAGACCCUCUACCCUACGAUAGAAUGUCUUCGAGCACAUCGCGACGGCAGUAAUUACGUUAAUAUUUGUUGGGAUUCCUAUUGGUAUGUCAAUGUUGGUUCUAAUUGCCAAUGGGACCGAGGGUAUCGCGUUGGAUGCUACUUAUUGCACGAUCGGAUCUGGAUCUUCUGAGCUCUAUUCUGACGACAAUUUUUCCACGAUCUUGAAUAUCGACACAGUGUUCGGAAAAUUGUCGUUCGGCAUGGCGAAGUUUAUUGAUCUUACGUGGGAUAUUGGAUUCUCUCGUUGCGGUCAAGCAAUGUUGGCUUGGAUCGCCUACCGAGUUCAUACUGCUGCUCUUUUCCGAAUCAUGGAAACUCAAUCUGUCUCUUACGAACUGUUCAUUUCGCUGUCCCUAUCAUUGCCAUCUCUUGUAUGUUUAGGAUCUACGACGAAGUCCCUUUUCGCCAAACUCGGUUUCCGGAAUAGGCUCGCAUUAUUUUGGAUCGUGCUGAGCAUCAUUUGGGUGGCUCUUUGGCCCACCAUCACCAAUGCAAUGACCGGUUACGUCGCCGAAAGUAACACUCUGGUCAAGUUGAAGACAGGUGAAGGCUAUGUUGACAUUUCAAACAUCACUUCACCAUCCAACCUUGCCUUUCAAGUGAAUUAUCUAAACAGGACUUUGGUGUCUAUCGUACUCGAAACUGGUCCAAAUAUAACCUUGUGGAACUACUUCAAUCAGAUUUACAGAGCCGAAGACUUUUAUGAGCCUAUCUACUACCAAGAUGUGGUCGCCUAUCCCGUUUACAUUUUCCAGAACCAAUCUUACAAUCCACAAAUGUGGUUCAACAUACCCGAAAAUGUCCAGUGUGUAGCCACUGGUGUCUACCAAUGGGGGUUCUCGUCGAGUAUUGUCUUCGCAUUCACCAUCAUCAAUUUUCUCUGGUUCCUCGGGACUUACGCUGUGUGGACUCUCAUGAAUCGAAAAAGCGAGUUGUGUCGGAAGGGCAGACGAUUGGGCCAGUACAGAGCCAUGUUAGAUGUGGUAGAGUGUAUUCAAGAGGAUCUGGGAAUGAAUAUCUGUGCUUAUUCAGAGCAAGAACUGCAGGAGGAGUUGAAGAAAAAGGGCGGUAUCAAGUACUAUGUCGAGUAUGGAGGUGACGACUCGUCUCACAUUGGCAUAACUUCAGCCAAGGACAAAGACCCAUUAAGGCCGAGAUUUGGGGAGACAUAUGGGCAGCUACGAAUCAGGAAAUCACGAAAUCUUGAGACUUGAGAG